AAACGUAGCAUGAUGACACGAUAUGCCAGUUCUCUCGUGAUAACCAUUCGCCAUUCGUGUCCGAACCGAUUUUCAUCGACUUUCAUCAACCGGACCGCCACCGAUCAUCCAGAACAAUGGAGGUAGCAGUUAUAGUUGCCUUCGCGUUCCUCAGCAUGUUCACGUUAUGCGAGGAAACGUAUGCUUUCCCUGAUGAGGCAAAGAUCAACACCACCAUGAAGGAUAUAAAGGAGCCUAAAGACAUCAAAGAAGCGGCGACCGCGUCGAAAGAUGUAAAGGACGCCAUCAAGGCGGCCAAGGAAGCGAAGAAGAAUAAGAAGGAUUGCUCGCGAGAUUGCGGGACCGAUUAUGAUCCUGUUUGCGCUCACGAUCCUGUCGACUCCAGCUUUAAGCCGAGGACCUUCGGCACGCAGUGCGCUCUGGAUGUUUACAACUGCGAGCUGGGCGCGAAAUUGGCUGUGAAGAGCAAAGGCGAGUGCCCUGGAUCCGGCGGAGUAAGACUGUCCUAAACAAGAGUUCGAUUCUGGAAAAGCACCAUGAAACGCGAAGUAGAAUAACCGUCGAAUUAACCGAUAGUUUAUUAUCAUAAAUUUAUUUAGUUGAAGUAAAUACCUUAAUGUAUUGUAACGCAAUGAUACUCUUCCUCUAACGUUGAGAGAAUAGAGACGGUGGUACGCAAGAAAGUUAUGUAUAACUACGCGACAAAAUCUGGCGAUAAAAUUGGCCGCUAAACUAUACACUAUGUAUGAAUAUACAAUGCGAAGCGCAUCUAACUAAUAAAUAUUAAUGAUGAGCAA
This is a messenger RNA of Vollenhovia emeryi, 797 nucleotides long. RefSeq lists its product as uncharacterized. Lineage: Eukaryota; Metazoa; Arthropoda; Insecta; Hymenoptera; Formicidae. The record is from RefSeq and is a predicted model, not a curated record. Gene Ontology annotation, molecular function: protein binding. The transcript is spliced from 3 exons. Bases 117 to 509 code for a protein of 130 amino acids.